CACUUCAGUAGAGGUAUAUAAAGACGAAGCCGUCUGGAGACAAUAUUCAGUAAUCAGUACACUUUUGCAACUUGCUUUAUCCUCCGAAAGCUAUACAAUUUAAAAAGUCAACAUGAAAGUAUUUGUGGUUAUCCUCUCCACCUGUCUCAUUGGUGCUCUGGCCCAAGAAUUGACGGAAGCGCAAAAGCAGAAAGUCAGGGAGAAUAGAGACGCUUGCAUUACCGAGACAGGUGCUGACAGAGAGGAGGUUAAUAAGGCUAAUAAGGGCGAAUGGGCUGACAAUGCAAAGAUCCGUUGUUUCACCCUCUGUAUGCUGAAGAAAUGGGGCAUGAUGAAUGAUGCCGGUGUAUUAGAUGAAGCUGCAGCUCGCCAGAAGAUGGGCUUGCAGAUGAAGCCCGAGAAGGUCGAGGAGAUCAUGACCAAGUGCAAAUAUCUGAAGGGCGAUACCGCUUGUGAUACAGCAUACAUGAUGAUGAAGUGCUACACUGACAACAGAGCAGUCACCCUCUUUGACAUGAGACUUGCAAUGAAAAAAUCAUCGCAUUGCGUACGAUUAGUUCCGGAUGCGUAUAUAGGAGGACACUUUCUGCAGACAAUAUUCACUUAUCAGCACGCAUUUGCAACUGGUUCUAACUUUCGGGAGCUCAGAAUAAUCCAACAACUCAUCAUGAAAUUCCUGGUGAUUGCCGUCCUCGUCUGCAUCGUUGGUGCUCUGGCAUCCGAGCAGAGAGAAACCCCGGAGGCGAGACGGCAGCGAUACAGAGAUGCUUGCCGUGCGGAGACAGGGGCUGAUCAAGCUGACAUUGAUAAGGCUCGCAAAGGCGAAUGGGCUGAUAAAGAGAACCUUCGUUGUUACACCCUUUGUAUGCUGAAGAAAGGGAAUCUGAUGAAUGAUGAAGGUGUGCUCGAUGAAAUCGUCACACGCGACACGUUGGCCCGUAAAUUGCCCGCUGAGCAGAUCAAUGAUAUCAUGGCCAAGUGCAAAGAUCUGAAGGGUUCCAACGCCUGUGGCACUGCGCAAAGGAUAAUGAAGUGUUAUAAUGAGCAGAAAACACACCUCAUGUAAAAAAUAAUCCUGUGUUACUACAAUGAUGAUCCCUAUGAUUUUGUUGAUUAUCGGCCAAUGCAUAUGAACUGCUUUUGUGACUAAAUUCCCACCAUGUUUCGAAACAUUAUUUAUCGGGGCUUUAUCGUACGAUUUGAUUUAUUGGAAUAAAAAACUUGAAAAUAUA
Messenger RNA from Diachasmimorpha longicaudata, 1232 nucleotides. RefSeq lists its product as uncharacterized. The coding region runs from base 113 to 1066 and encodes 317 amino acids. Lineage: Eukaryota; Metazoa; Arthropoda; Insecta; Hymenoptera; Braconidae. The record is from RefSeq and is a predicted model, not a curated record. Gene Ontology annotation, molecular function: odorant binding. Gene Ontology annotation, biological process: sensory perception of smell. The transcript has 10 exons.